This is a messenger RNA of Syngnathoides biaculeatus (alligator pipefish), 1263 nucleotides long. RefSeq names its product protocadherin-11 Y-linked-like. The transcript has 4 exons. NCBI's taxonomy places the organism in Eukaryota, Metazoa, Chordata, Actinopteri, Syngnathiformes, Syngnathidae. Bases 1 to 711 code for a protein of 236 amino acids. The record is from RefSeq and is a predicted model, not a curated record.
AUGGGAGGUCAGGAAGAUGCCAGAUCAAGGACACCUUUGACGCAAUUUGAUACGCGACUUAACGUGCCGCAUCGCCGGGUAACCUUCUCCACGGCCAACCAGGCGCAGGACCUGCAGGACCCGUCCCAGCACAGCUACUACGACAGCGGUCUGGACGAGUCGGAGACGCCCAGCUCCAAGUCGUCGUCCGGGCCUCGGAUCGGCCCGCUGGCGCUGCCCGAGGACCACUACGAACGCACCACACCCGACGGCAGCAUCGGCGAGAUGGAGCACCCCGAGAACGACCUGAGGCCCCUACCGGACGUGGCGAUGACCGGCAACUGCACGCGCGAGUGCACCGAGUUCGGCCACUCGGACUCGUGCUGGAUGCCCGGCCAGCCGUCGCCCAACCGCAAGGGAGCCAAGGGCGCCGCCCCCCCCAAGCUGUCCACCUUCGUGCCUUACCAGGAGACGGACGCCGCCCGGGACCCGCCGGCCCCGCUGCCUGUGGCCAACGGCAGCCCCAAGCCCGUCCCCGUGGAGGAGCGCGGCCCCGGCGGGGGCGGCAGGGUGGCAAACAUGCGCUUCAUGACCCCCUACAGCAGUGCCUACCCCUUGGGCGCCGCUGCCAAAGACUGCGGCCUGGAGGAGAUCCCCCUCAGCCAGACGGUGGAGUUCCACUCGGCCACCACCCCCACGGGACACGCGUCCAAGAGGGAGAUCUACCUGUGAGGGCGCCACCCCUGACGCUCCCCCCGCUUCAACCCCCAACCGUCACCCCCUCUUGACGCUGCUCGCCUGCUCUUAAACGCCUCGCAAACCCUCACUACCAUCCCCUAAACGCCUCACUGCCCCUCCAGGCGCAUCCUUAGUGCUCCUAAACACUUCACUGGGCCCCCUCGGACCCCAACAGCCCCCAAACAGCUCACCACAUCCCCAACCACCCUACUCCCUCUAAACUCUGCACUCGGACCCCCGAACACCUCCCUUGCUCACCUAACUACAACCCCAACCGCCUCCCUGAGCUACGUUACUCCUCCAAAAAACCUCAUUACUGCUUCAAACCAUCUCACUGCCCACUCGAACAGAUCUUCCCUUAUUGCCCCCCCCACCCGCAAGCACCUCACCGACUCGCCUUUUCCCAAUUUAACACUUGCUCUCAAACCCGAACACCUCCCCACCCCCCGAGCCGGUUCCAGAAACUCUUCACUGCCCUAUUAAGCAACUUACUGCCCCACCCAAACACCUCAGUGCCCCUCUAACACCGCACUCGACACCUCAUCG